Molecule: messenger RNA, 1059 nt
Organism: Fusarium proliferatum ET1
Lineage: Eukaryota; Fungi; Ascomycota; Sordariomycetes; Hypocreales; Nectriaceae
Exons: 5
Coding region: 1-1059 (352 amino acids)
Biological process (GO): pyridoxal 5'-phosphate salvage
Cellular component (GO): cytosol
Molecular function (GO): pyridoxal kinase activity
Source: RefSeq, a predicted model, not a curated record
AUGUCCACCACCCCAACAAUACCCGACACACGGGUUCUCGCUGUGGCAAGCCAUGUUGUCUCUGGGUAUGUCGGUAACAAGAUUGCCGUCUUCGUGCUACAGUCUUUGGGAUGUGAUGUCGCGGCUCUCAACACCGUACAGUUCAGCAACCACACUGGAUAUAAGCAAUGGAAGGGAACGAGAGUCUCAGCACAGGAGAUCAUGGAUCUCUGGGAAGGACUGAAGCAGUCUUACCUGGAUGAUUUUGAUGUGAUGCUUUCUGGAUAUAUCCCAGGCGCUGCAGCCGUCGAGACGGUCGGUAAGAUAGGCCGUGAACUCAAGGAAAAGUCAAGUAAAGCACCUGGCAAGUUCUUCUGGGCUCUCGACCCCGUCAUGGGUGACAAUGGAAAGAUCUACGUCUCCGAAGAAGUGGUGCCAGCAUACAAGAGGCUCAUCCACGAUGCGGACCUGAUUCUUCCAAACCAAUUCGAGGCCGAGCUGCUUUCAGAAGUCAAAAUCCAUGAUAUGGACAGUCUCCGAAAGGCCAUUCAAGUGCUCCACGACAAGUACAAGAUUCCUCAUGUCGUCAUUACUUCAGUCAACCUUGAGGCACCAGACCAUCCACCUUCGCAUCUCUCUGUUAUUGGUUCAACAAUGACAUCUACUGGCAAAGCUCGUUUUUUCAAGAUUGUCUUCCCAUCAAUCGAUUGUUAUUUCAGCGGUACAGGCGACAUGUUUGGCGCUCUUAUGGUAAUCCGCAUGCGUGAGGCUGUCUUCAAUGCUGACGAGCGGUUGCGGCAUACCGCCAGCUGGCUUAGCGACGAUUCGGUAUCGGCUGUUGAACUACCUCUUGCACGCGCUGCAGAAAAGGUCCUAGGUAGUAUGCAUGAGGUUCUAUCCAAGACCUGCGAGGGCAUGAAGAGGGUGGUUGAACGAACAACCGACGACAUGAAAGAUGAGGAUCGAAUUGACGAAACUAAGGCGCACCUCGUAAAGAGUAAAGCGGCAGAGCUUCAACUUGUGAGGAAUCUGGACUGCUUACGCUCACCCACGACGCGAUACCUUGCGAAGGCCAUUUAG